GUGGAGUGGAGUGGAGCCUGCAUGAAUUCGCUCGAGGUAUGUGGAUCCCAGCAAUCAGGCUUCCAUGCUUCUAUCAGUCUCAAAAUUGGUGAUUUAGAACCAACAUGAAGUUCCUCACAAAUAUGCUAACUGUUACGAUGUCAGGCAAGGGAGCAGACACCAAUCUUCAUGCUGGGGAAGUCGACCCCACCCUGGUGGCAAACGCUACAGCCAAUCGCAUGGCAGCUCAGUUCUUUGAAAAGUAUGACCGCUUCGAGGUGCAAGAAAUGCUGGCUCAGACUUCAUAUCACUGGUUCUUAUCUCAGGAUGAGCACAAGCUACAAGCAGAGCCACCCAAUGGUAUCAUCAUGUCGAGUAAACCCUUCCUUAAUAAUAACUGCUUGAUUCUAAUGCCCUUUGACCCAACGGUGGAACCUAUUGACUUUCGGCUCAUUCACCAAAUCCUUAGAGAACUUGUGAUGGGCAUUUACGGCCUUAAUCAGGUACCGUCAAUAACCCUAGAAGCUAACUUUGAUCAGAGUACCUCCUGCCAGUUACCGCCGGCCUACAACGAUACGUACGUCGGCCAGCUCCUCACCAACGUGGACUACAUGAUGAAAGCGUUGUGGCACGGGGCCUACUUCCCCAGAGAUAAACGCACCAAGUUUUCCGAGCGCUGGCGCUCAAGCCUCGACGUCAACGCGGAAGGGGUACCUGAAUCUAAGAAGAUCGUCCUUACAGAAUUUACAUUGGCAGGAAUGAUUGAUGUCACCAAAGAUCCUGACUACGCGACCAUCUAUGACAACAUGAGGCUCUUCCCAAUGAGCAAGCAUGAUGCUAACAUAGACAAACGUCUCUUCAUGCAGUACGUCAACGACAUGUCGGUGCAGUUGACAUGGAGACAGAAGACUGUCCAGCAGCACAAUAACUUGUUUGUAAUUGACGCAGCUUACGAGGUUUCCGGAGUCUUGAGGCUUCACGAGGAUAGGACUGACCGUGACAUAUACGAGAGACUGCAGACAAGAUUACAGGCCCAUGUUGAUGUAAUCGAGAAACAUUUGUGCAACAAGGCCGAGGUACGGCGCCAGAUGUCUCUCUUGAGGCUGAUCAGUUUCCUCGUUCCAUUCUUGAUGGGACUAAGGAGAAAGAACAAAGUCCCAGACAUGUCCAGACUUCUACCUCAACUUACAGCUGAUGAAUGCAAGACAGAAAGGGAACUCCCACCCUUGAUGCUGUCCCCGGAGUUCCGCUGCCCAAACUUUGACUUUGGUAACAAGUAUUUCCACCUCCAUGGAGGCAUCCAGAUUGACAUCGAAGGCGAUGACGUGGUCCUCGACCCCCCUGAGGUCAUCCUCAACCACUACAACAAGAUCCAGUUGGAGGCCACGGAGAGACUGGCGAAGCUGACGGAACCUGACACGUUCCAGGAGUCUUAUCCUAUGGUUGUCAUUGAGCUUGGAGGAAAGAAAUACUACGCAUUCUCGAUGGACCUUGAGACCUACUACCCUGUGUCUCCGCCACGCCCCCUUUGGUGUCAUUCAUUCUACGAGAAGAUCAAGGAUUUGAAGCCAAAGAGAUUACCCUUGACGGAUAUCCACAUGCACGAACAAUUCAAGCGGAGAUACGGAUACCACCAAGCCAUCAAGUUUAAGUCCUUACAAGCUGGUCUCAGGCAAGCGGCAAUCAGAGGCCUAGUCUCCGUAUUUCAGACCCUCGCUCGUAAAUGUCCCGCAUCUCGUCUUGGCAACCAAGACGAGGAUGGCUACUCCCUGGUUCACUACGCUGCCCUUCACAACCGCGCUCAGAUCCUUCAACUGCUUAUGAUACAAGGCCAAGAUAUCAGUGUAAGAAGGCAUCAUCUCACUACACAAGUCGGCACCACUCCCCUUCAUCUUGCAGCCAAGAGUGGAAGCUUGGAUGCCGCCCUGUUGAUGGUGAGUAACCAUGGCGAUAUGGUGAGUGCUGACAAUGCUGGCUGGGCAGCGAUACACCAUGCAUCCUUCUACAACCACGCUCCCAUCGUUAGGAUGUUCAUUAGGAAGUUUGAAGAUCAGAUGGAACUGGAAACGUGGGAUAAGUUGCGACAGACCCCUCUGCUACUAGCUGCCAGCAGCGGGGCCUUAGAGUCGGUCAAGAUCCUGAUAGAGCUAGGUGCGAAGAUCCUCAAGACGGACAUGGAGAAGAACAACAUGGUUCACCUGGCUGCUCUAAGGUUCCACACUUAUGUCCUAGAGUUCUUCAUUGAAUGGAAUCACAAGGAUGCACCAGUCUGGAAGACUCUCGUUGAGAUGUUGAAUUCAACAGAUUUCCGGAAGAAAGACAGUGCUGUUCGAUCUCUAGAGGUACUUACAACAUCUGGAAAACAUCACUGGAAGGCUAUAUUGGAAGCUAAUGGUAUCCCAGCCUUGGUGAAGAUCCUUCAGAUGAAAUCCCCCGAGAUGCAGUCCCUUGGAGCCGCAGUCCUGUGCAAUAUGUCCUGCAACGAACCAAUCUGCCAUGCCAUCGCCGAAGCAGGGGGAAUCCCCACCCUCAUCAAGCUCCUGGCCUCCAACCGAGACGACAUCCAGUCCCGGACGGCCAUCAUCGUAGCCGACAUGGGCGCCUACGACGACCACCAGACGGAGUUCAGUCGGGAGGGCGGUGUCCCGCCCCUCAUCCAUCUCCUGGAUUCAGAACUUGAGGAUGUCCUCAAGCAAGCAGUCAACGCUGUCCGGGUGCUCUGUCUCGAUCAUCACGAGAAUCAGACACUGGUGUCCAAGCAUGGUGGAAUUGCACCUUUGGUGGAGUUUCUUACAGUCAAUUCUGAUGAACUGAAGGAGGCUUCGGCUGCUGCCCUCGCUGCCCUUACUUACGGUCACCAUGACAACCAGAAUGCUGUCAUCGCGGAGGGAGCAGUUGAGCCGCUGGUCAAGCUCAUCAAGUGUCAUAACAUCAAGGUGCAGGUCAAAGCCGCUGCAGCCUUAGAGUCUCUCGGCGAGAGCAAUCCCGAUUCUCAGAGGGCCAUACUUGAUCUACAUGCUCCAGGAGCUCUCAUCAAACUUCUAACGUUCUGGGCUUUAGAUGUGAAGGAGCAGGCUGCUUGCUCCUUGUGGGCUUUGGCAGGAAACACAAGGAGACAACAGAAGGAAAUAGCUCAAUACAUUGGUAUCAGUGGUAUCAUCGAUCUGAUCGUCAAGUCAGAAAGAUUACAGUAUGUGGCCUGCAAGGCAAUGAUUGCAUUGACGAGAGAAAGUUUUGACAAUCAGAAUGAAAUCAAGAAGGAGAAUGGAAUUCUUCCCCUGGUUCGUAUCUUACGCUCCACUAAAACGAUAGAAAGGGUUCUCAUGACGGUAAUCAAGGCUCUUGGGACACUCUGUAUAGGUGUGGCCAACCGGAACAACCCUGUCACCCAGAACAAGAUCGCUGAAGAGGGGGCCAUCGGUACCCUCGUGGGUCUCCUGCGCUCCUCCUCAAACCCUCACAUCAAGGUGGAGAUCGCCGUCACCCUCGCUAUCAUCCUUGGUAACCGUAGCAACCAGAAGCUUCUCGAAGAGGAACCGAUGUUCAGCAUCCAUCUGCUGCUCCAGCUGAUGAAUGAAAAGGAUGAGAGUGUUCGUCUGAAAGCAGGAACAGCCCUGUCCACCUUUGCCUUCAACAACACCAGCCAGCAGUACAACAUACGGGAAGCAGGAGGGAUCAGGAUGUCAAACUUCCAGAGAUUCUUGGAGUCUGAGGAUGAUAGUCAUCAAGCCCAUGCUGCUUUUCAGAUUGUGGUUCUAGCCCGUGUAAUCGUUGACAGGGAUCAGGUAUCAUUGUCAGCGGAAGGAGUAACAAGGCUGGUAGGAUUACUCAAGUCUGAGAAUCAAAACACUGUUAUUCUUGCAGGGAGCCUCCUUGCCAGUCUUGCCCACACCAGGGCGGGUAUACCCGAUGCCAUGAUCACAUCCGGUGCUGUCGACAUCCUCAUCAACCACCUCAACUCCGACAACAUCGAAGUCCGUAGCUCCUCGGCAGUGGCCCUUGGCUAUCUGACAUUCAACAGGACGGCGACGCGGCUUUUGCUGAUCGCCACCAGGAACACACCGGGUCUCUUCCAGAAGCUGAUGGACAACCUGGAUAAAGAUGGCAAGAUCUCUGAAGACUUCACUGAGGAGUUCAGAAGACAACAGGUUGUUGGACUACCAGCUCUAAGCUUGGAGAAGCAUGGAGGCCCAUCAGCUAUACCUCCACCAAGACCAAGAGGCUCAAGCAGGCAACAGAGUCGACCAAACACGACCAUGGGUUUCAACAGCCGUCCCACCACAGCAGCUUCCUCCAAAUCGGGUAAACCGCCCCCAAGGUCAACCUCGGCACCGGUUCGCUCCCGUCAGGUCCGAACUCCAAAGGUCAUCACCCCUAAGGUCAUCGCCCAGGGCAACGGACGCAGGGUCAAGAUAGAGGAGGGUAACGUGUCGUCAGCUAAGUCGACAAAUACAAAGGUAGCUUGGGACUGAGCGAGAGAAGAAUUCUCCGCUUGUUUUUUGAAGUCAUUUGUGUGUCAUCACUUCAACCUGUCUCUUAACCUGCCUGUAUUUUGAAAUCUUGUGCUCAAAUAGCACAUUUAGUAAUACUGGUGGGUGUUUCGUAAAGCUGUUCGUAAGUUAAGAGCCACUUUAAGAACGACUGGUGAUCAUUUCUUGUGGUAAAUGGUAUAUACCAAAAUGUUAAUUGGAGAUGGUUUUGUGCGUAAGAAAGGAUCAUCAGUCAUUCUUAAAGUCGUUCUUAACUUACGAACAGCUUUAUGAAACAGCCCCCUGGUAAUAAUGUGUUAUACUAUGCAUUGUUUGUGCAGUGUAAUGCCUGUUUAUAUUUGUUUUGCCUUAUUGUAUUUUUUGUUUUGCAAUUGCCUUGUGUGUGAACAAUACUUAAUUAAUGCCAUGUGGAAGCAUUAAGCUUUUGCUCCACGACACAUGACAGGUGAAAGAACAUUAUACAAAUGAUGCAUGCAGCCGAGUGCGUUAGUGGAAAUGCAGAGCACGCAAGGUUUCUUUAGAUAGAUGCCGCACUUUGCACAAGCCGCUUGCGGCAGUUGCCCAGUAUGUAUCAUCUGAAGAAACAGAGCUUUCUCUGCAUUUACUUUUACGCACAACAGAGCGAGUGCAUUAUUUGUGUUAUAAAAUAGCAACACAGAAACAAAUUUUUAAAAAGUUACAGUAGUUUUGUUGGACUUCUCCCGGGACUUCUACAGCACUGGUUUGCUCGAGCCGGGGCUCGAGCGUGCAAUAUAAAUUUUCGUUGCGCACCUUUUGCACUGCCGUGCAGUGCACCAAAAAAGUUGUGUCAUGUGACACGUAUUGGCCAAUUGCUAUGCUUGAAAAUAUAGAGCUAUUUUAUAAAAUAAAAUGUACUGUCAAAUGCCCUUCAUGACAGUUAAAAACCAAGAAGUCUUUGACGAAAAUUUGUGAAUCGAACAGCAGUUCUGUCCUGGACUCUGGACAAAUACAGUCCGACCUCUCUUAUCCGGCCUCCCCUUAUCCGGAUCUCUCUACUAUCCGGAUGCACACUUGCCGAGAUUUUUUUUUUUUAUUCAAUCUACUGCAUGGAGAAAUGAGAUUUCAAUCUAAAUUCAAUCCUACGCAAACUCGCUUUCAUUAUAUAGUCUACCAACACCAAAAUUAUUUUUCAUGAAAAAAAUCUCACCCAAAUCACCGAAAGAACCUAGACAAGGUAUUUUCCAGUAAAUCAGGGCGCAGCACAAACAUUUCAUCACUUAUCCCGAUUGGUGCUGGUCCUAACGUGUCCGGAUAAGAGAGGUCGAACUGUAUUUACAGAUGUUGGUAAUCUCUAAGACUGAGGACGAAACUGCUGUUCCGGUUCUCCAAUAUUUUGACAAAGACCUCCCACAGCUGUUCAUUUUCAUUUGACACGCAUCUUCACUACAUUAACCAUGUUCUUGAAUCCCAUCUGCGUCGCGGAGCGAAAACUCCCUAUUGAAAUGUGAUGUCAGAGAGUAUUAUGAACAUUUUUUUUUAUCCCGCAUAGACUAGUCUUUUAAUAAGUAUGUGUAUUCAGCCAUUGGCUAGCACACACAUGAAAUUCAUAAAGAAGAGAUCCAUCCAAUUGUAUAUUUUAUAUAUCUAGCAGCAUCAUAUUUGUGCAAUGGAAUUUUAAGUAUAGUUUAGAAUUGUAUUAAAGAGAACAUAUUAAGUAUAAACUACAUAUUAAGUAAAUUUAAUAGAUGCAAAUAAAAGUGUAUUUGAGGAAGAGAUGAAAAAAGAAAAUAUGAAUUGAAGUUUGAUGACUGACUAGUUAUCAUGUUAAUAUAACACCAAGAUUCUUGUAACAUUUGGUUGUCAGGUUAUUUUAAGUCAUAUUUUUUAUAUUGAUUUAUUGGAUGGAAUUCAUGUUUAUACCGUACUUGUACCUUUAUAACAUGAACUCAACCCAGCCAUGUAUUUAGAUCAUAUUAUGCAUCAUUUCUUUAAGUGCACAUGUGGGGUCAUGCAUUUAUUGUGCAUUCGGGUCAUUUGUUUUUUAUACACAGAAGUGAUUUGUUGCUGUAUAGUACUUGCAUUGGUUUGUGCCUUACAAAUGUUAUUUUUGCAUGCAGGAUUAGGUACAUGUAUGUAUUUUGAUCUUGAUACGAGUCACAUCUUUUACCAUUCUUCAACUAGCCACUUUGUCUGAAUCGGUGGUUCUGAUCUGAUCAAGUUAUGACUUUCAUGUCGUGAACUGUAAUAUUAUGCAAUGUUAUCAAAAUGUAAUCCAUUCUAGCUAUUGAAUUACACAUGACUUUGAACUAUCACACCUUGAUAAAUUCCAAACUUUGAUGGUCCUAAUUUUUUAUUCGAGUAUCCGUCCAAUGCUUUUAUAUAAAUGGAAGCAGCAUAUACAAAAUGUACGUAUGUAUAACAUGAUGAAAUCUUUGAUAUCAUAACUGAAUAUUUUUAUGUUUGAUACAAUUUGUGCAUUCCAUAAUACACAUGCUCCCAAGGUUUGUCUUCAAGAGGUUUUCUUUUCCUUGGGGUUCAACAAUAAUUCCUACAUAGCAUGUGCUGUGAGUCAGAAUGUGGAGUGUCAUGGCCCUGUGGAUUAGUCUUUGGACUUUGAAACAAAAGGUUGUGAGUUUGAAUCCCAGCGAUGGUUGUUUCCUUCAGCAAGGAAUUCAUCCACAGUGUGCUGCACUCGACCAAGGUGAGGUAAAUGGGUUCCGGCAGGAAGUAAUUCCUCAAAAAGCUGUGUGCACCUGAAUAGGUAGCCUAGCUUUAGCCGGGGUAAUACGGUAACAAUAGCAGGGCCCGCUGGGAGAACAGUUUUCGGAACUGAACUGGCUACCCUGGGUAAAUAUACCGUUAUUAGAAUUGAAAAAAGAGGGAUAUUUUACUGAACAAUGAAUCCUAAAUUCAGGGAAUAUUACAAAUUAAUAAAGUAGAACUACAAGUGACAUCCCAGGAAAACUUUAGUGUUUAAAAAAAGGUUUGUAAUUAGUUUUAAAGAGACAGACUUUCAUUAAUACUUGUAUACUGUAUGGUGUUGAGUACACAUAAUCUCUUAUGAUUAUUACAAAGGGGCGAUGUUACAAUAUGAAUGCAAAAUGUGCACAAGUUAUCAUGAAAUGCACAAAUUGCAAAUGAUUGUAAUAUAAUGUAUAUGCAUUAAGAUAUAUUUGCCUUUGCUGCCAUUAAAUAGAUUUUAUAAUUAUUAAUGAAUGAAUAUCACCUAAUUACUGUCUUGUAAUAAUGUAUCAUAGUUCUAUCAGAAAUUCCCUUCUAUACAAAGAAAAUGUGUAAAUAUAUAUGCCUGCAAAGCAAGUAUUUCCUUUUUUUUAAACAUUUUGAUGGACACAAUGUAAG
Messenger RNA from Lytechinus variegatus (green sea urchin), 7790 nucleotides. Its product is annotated as ankyrin and armadillo repeat-containing protein-like. Lineage: Eukaryota; Metazoa; Echinodermata; Echinoidea; Temnopleuroida; Toxopneustidae. Gene Ontology annotation, molecular function: protein binding. The record is from RefSeq and is a predicted model, not a curated record.